Rattus rattus (black rat) is the source of this 1605-nucleotide messenger RNA. It is a transcript of the gene Dok5, whose product is annotated as docking protein 5. Lineage: Eukaryota; Metazoa; Chordata; Mammalia; Rodentia; Muridae. The record is from RefSeq and is a predicted model, not a curated record. Gene Ontology annotation, biological process: positive regulation of MAPK cascade; cell surface receptor protein tyrosine kinase signaling pathway. Bases 231 to 1151 code for a protein of 306 amino acids. The transcript has 8 exons. Gene Ontology annotation, cellular component: cytoplasm.
CCGCCGCUCUCCCCCAAAGUGGCUGCUGGGCGCCGGCGGGCCGCCCACUUUCAGGCUUUGGAGAGACAGGGAAAGCGAUGUGCGCCUUCUGACGUCUGGUUUCACCGCAUCACCUUGUCAACUUUCACUCCCUUAGUCUCUGUCCAGACCCUCCCCACAUCCCUCCUCGAAGCCACUCAGGGUGCCUGCCGCGCGCACGCUGGGGGCAGCAGGGUCACUGUCUGUCUGGGAUGGCUUCCAAUUUUAAUGACAUAGUGAAGCAGGGGUACGUGAGGAUCCGGAGCAGACGCCUAGGGAUUUAUCAGCGAUGCUGGUUAGUGUUCAAGAAAGCUUCGAGCAAGGGUCCAAAGAGACUGGAGAAGUUCUCAGAUGAACGGGCGGCGUACUUCAGGUGUUACCACAAGGUUACAGAACUCAACAAUGUGAAAAACGUAGCCCGAUUGCCAAAGAGCACCAAGAAACAUGCUAUAGGGAUUUAUUUCAAUGAUGACACCUCGAAAACCUUUGCUUGUGAAUCAGAUCUUGAGGCGGACGAAUGGUGCAAGGUUCUCCAGAUGGAGUGUGUGGGGACCAGAAUCAAUGACAUCAGCCUCGGAGAACCUGACUUAUUGGCCACUGGGGUGGAACGAGAACAGAGCGAGAGAUUCAAUGUGUAUUUGAUGCCAUCUCCUAACUUAGAUGUACAUGGCGAAUGUGCCUUGCAGAUUACAUAUGAGUACAUCUGUCUUUGGGACAUCCAGAAUCCCAGAGUCAAACUCAUCUCUUGGCCGCUAAGUGCCCUGCGGCGGUAUGGACGUGACACCACGUGGUUCACUUUUGAGGCAGGGAGGAUGUGUGAGACUGGUGAAGGAUUAUUUAUUUUUCAAACACGAGACGGCGAGGCCAUCUACCAGAAGGUCCACUCUGCUGCCUUGGCCAUAGCUGAGCAGCACGAACGCUUGCUGCAGAGCGUGAAGAAUUCAAUGCUCCAGAUGAAGAAGAGUGAGCGGGCGGCCUCGCUGAACACCGUGGUGCCCCUGCCCCGCAGUGCCUACUGGCAGCACAUCACGAGGCAGCACAGCACAGGGCAGCUGUACCACCUACAAGAUGUCACCAGCCCUCUGAAGCUUCAUCGGACAGAGACUUUCCCAACCUACCGGUCCGAGCACUGACAGCAACCGCCAAGAGCUGUUAGCACACUUGUGCCGUAUCAGCCACAGAUCCACGUGCAGGAGGACGCAGAGGGACAGCCAGGGAGAAUGCAGAAUGUGGAGAAGCGGCUUCGCACCCUGCUAACAUGUGUGGCCACGGGAAAUGCUACGGAACAACGUCUGUACAUAAAAUUUCCCCCUUUCCCUUCUUUUUUUUUUUUUUUUUUUGUUUUCUUUUUUCUUUUUUUAAAGAUACAGCCCUAACCUCACGGAAACAUGCCGGAUUAUAUCAACCCACCCUGUUUUUAUAGCCGGACAGAAGGAGUCGGUGUCGCUACUACGGACUGAUUUUCUAUGGGUGACAGGUGCCCCUCGUGCCUCUCUGAGUCUGUCCUUUUGUGGAUGUGUGUGAUUCUCCUUGUAAGUGUUUCAGUCGUAAGACAGUCCACAUGGACAAUAAAAUGCCUCUUCAGUA